AUGUUCAGUAGUUUGGAGCACCCUGAGAAGGCUGAAAGAAUUGGAAUUGUUCAGCCUGGAGAAGAGAAGGCUCCAGGGACACCUUAUAGCACCUUUCAGUACUGGAAUGGGGCCUACAAGAGAGCUGGAGAGGGAAUUUUUACAAGGAACAGAGCAAGAAGGAAUGGCUUUGAACAGAGGAUAAUUGCCUUUGAUGAGCUUCGGACAGACUUCAAGAGCCCCAUCGACCAGUGCAACCCAGCCCAUGCAAGGGAGAGGCUGAGGAAUAUUGAGCGGAUUUGCUUCCUCCUGCGAAAGCUGGUGCUGCCGGAGUACUCCAUCCACAGUCUUUUCUGCAUAAUGUUUUUAUGUGCUCAGGAGUGGCUCACACUGGGGUUAAAUGUUCCUCUGCUUUUUUAUCACUUCUGGAGGUAUUUUCGUUGCCCAGCAGACAGCUCAGAGCUGGCCUAUGAUCCGCCUGCAGUCAUGAACGCAGAUACCUUGAGUUACUGUCAGAAAGAGGCCUGGUGUAAGCUGGCCUUCUACCUCCUUUCCUUCUUCUACUAUCUCUACUGCAUGAUCUACACUCUGGUGAGCUCUUAACUGAAAGAUCAUCACUAAGGACUGAAAAAAACAAAGGCUGGAGGUGCAAGGACGAGCGAACCAAGGGAUGCAUGAUUAAAAAGAGCAAAGAGGAAAACUUUGAACUCAAGCAGUAAAUAUGGUACAUGAAAGAGAGAUCCAGCAAAGAGAAGCAAAAUACCAUGGGAGAAUGGCUGAGUUAAUUCUGUUUGUCUCCUGUUUCUCAAUGUAUUGCAGCAAAUGAUUUUCAAAACCCAAGCAAACAAAAAAAUUGCAACAACGUGGGCCAAAUUAUACUACUGUUCACCUUUCCAGGGAUAAUGCUGCUUGGUUUAGUGGAUUCAUUAAAACUUUAAUGCCUGUAGUCCCUGCUGUCUUCCAGGAAGCAACAUUUCUUUUCUUAAGGACCAUUCUGGACUGAGGAAGCACAGGACAAGAUGAUCUUACACAGAGAGAAGAGCUGUACAACAUUCUGAAAACAAGCAGUGAGCGGACUUUGGGUGAGAUGUGUGACUGAACUGCAGGGAUGUUCUCAUGACACUAGUCAAACAGGGAUGUCAAGUCUCGUGGAACUACUUCAGUGGUUUUGGUUUGUUGGGGUUUUUUUUCCCCACCAAAACAACAAUACCAAAAGAAUCUGCAGUUUCAAUGUUCUGUAUUCUAACUAUAUGCUAUUCCUGCAGGUGAACAUCCAGUAUAUUUCUGUACUUCAUUUGUGAUGCACCAACACCAUACAGUGAGAUGUAGAAAUACAUUGGGUUUAACCUAAUCAGGCCAAGCACACUUAUCAGAAUAGAGUUCCUCUGACUGAAAAAAAAAAAAACCCAAACCAGGUAAAAGCUGCAUAUAUUUUAAGAGGAUUGUAACAUAGCUAUUAUAUUUAUCACAAUGCUGGAUAGCGAAUACUGGACCAGCUAAUUGUGGUCUGUAAUUCUGUUUUGUAGUUGUACUUCUGCUGUAAAAUUUAAGGUGGAACAAAUACACAAAAUGUCUUUGUCUUGUAUGAGGUUCCUAUUGAAAAAUGUUCCGUUUUUUAUAAUUUAAAGGUUUUAAAAUUUUGUCAUAGAAUUCUCAUUCUAAUUCAUUUAUAUGGGCUGCAUAUCUUUUUACUUAUAUAUGUAUAUACAAAUACAUAUCUACAUAAAUACUCACAAUCUAUUUACAUUUUAGGUCCAUCUGUUUGACUGGUCAAAGGCAUCAAGUGUCCAGAACUGCUGCUAAAUAUAUUUCAGUGCUG
This is a messenger RNA of Haemorhous mexicanus (house finch), 1798 nucleotides long. It is a transcript of the gene CNIH3, whose product is annotated as cornichon family AMPA receptor auxiliary protein 3. The transcript is spliced from 6 exons. The record is from RefSeq and is a predicted model, not a curated record. Gene Ontology annotation, biological process: regulation of AMPA receptor activity; vesicle-mediated transport. Bases 1 to 582 code for a protein of 193 amino acids. Gene Ontology annotation, cellular component: dendrite; synapse. Lineage: Eukaryota; Metazoa; Chordata; Aves; Passeriformes; Fringillidae.